UUAUCUUGUUCAGAAAUUUAAAAAUUUGAAUUAGGAUCGUGAUUGAGACCGUAAUCUAAAGUCAUUAGUUCUGGUUCUGGGCAGUCGAUCGGACUAAUGAUCGCUGUCCCAGGUGCCAGUACGUAGCCCUGCUCCAUCUAUCAUCAUUUUGAUCGAUCUGAUCUGUUCUGUUCUUGUUCGAUCAUGUCUCUCCUCCUCCAUCUAUAGAGGCUAUAUAAGUUCAAGUUGGACCGAAGCCACAGGUUAUUAUAGCCAAAAUGGGUUGUGGCAUUUCCAGGUUUGGACGGAAUUAUGUGGGUGCAGAUGACCAAAGUCCCGCUUCUGAAAGUAAGCCCCAGCCGCAGCAGGUGGUUGAUUCCGUAAACGGCGUGAAGGAGAAAGAAAGUUCACCAUCACCUUCACCGUCAUCGGCACCCGCACUGGGAUUAGAAAGACCAGAGAUUGAGAGGAUCAAAUUAGACCGACCCAAAAGUAAGGAGGGUGCAGACAACAACGACAACAACAAACAUGGUCAUGAACAGCGGGAUGAUAGCAUCUUUAACUAUCCUCGUUCCCCCAGUUUUAGGGAAUAUUGCACAGACUCUGAAAUUCGAUUUGGGGUCGACAGCAGCCCGGACAAUGAUGGUGAUGAUAUUGAUACUAGUGGAACAAGUAGGAAAAUUUGCAAAUCAGCAAUGUCAUCUCCGACUCCAAAUACACGAGACACGCUGGUGCUACAGCCGGGAUCAAACGGUGAAUUAGCAACGGAGGCUAAAGAUGAGAGCAAAGGAAGAACAUCAACGUUGUCAACAACGGGACUAAAAAUUAGAAAUGUGUUGGGGAACAAAUGGGGGCGGAACAGUGGUGCAUCAAGAAUAAGAUCCUACUUUCAAGUAUCCAGUUGGCACAGAGCCCCUUUUUUCACUAAAUCAGUUGCAAAAGCCGAAUGAGCGCGCAUGCACGAUACGUACUACAUACGCUUAUACAUGCAAGCCAGCACUUAAUUAGAGAUGAUGAUCAAUUGACAAUCUGUUUCUUAAUUAAUCUCACGUAUUCUGCUAAUUAAUCUUAAUUUGUUUCCUUUUUGUUCGUUCCUUUGCCCUGUCCUCUGUAUUGGAUUAGGUGCAUGGGGUCUAUUUGUUUUCUUUCCUUUUCUAUGUACGUUCUCGUUGUAGCUUU
This is a messenger RNA of Rosa chinensis, 1158 nucleotides long. RefSeq lists its product as uncharacterized. The transcript has 3 exons. The coding region runs from base 258 to 929 and encodes 223 amino acids. NCBI's taxonomy places the organism in Eukaryota, Viridiplantae, Streptophyta, Magnoliopsida, Rosales, Rosaceae. The record is from RefSeq and is a predicted model, not a curated record.